Effrenium voratum is the source of this 1046-nucleotide messenger RNA. Lineage: Eukaryota; Dinophyceae; Suessiales; Symbiodiniaceae. The record is from the annotation of a GenBank genome assembly.
AGACCGGCUGGGCCGGGAUUGUUCAGCCAUUUCUCUCGGGCCCCCCGGCUUGCUUCCAGGUCAUGCCAGGCUAUGAGGAAGCACUUACUGCCUUCGCCGAAGCCCGGUCGCUGCUGGCAAGGGCCGAGGAUGCCAUGCAAAAUGCCGUGCAGGGUGAGCAGUCGAGGAUCAUUGAGUUGAGGCGUGACUUGACCGAGGCUCGGGAGGCACAGAGGAAGGCCUCCACGGAUGUGGCGAGCGCCCGUGAUGCGCAAGAGAAGGCAGAGGGUCGGCUGGAGAAGCUCGAAGAGAAGCUUCAGGCCAAGCGCGAUGCCAUCCAAGAAUUGCAGGAUGAAAAGGACCAGCUGGAGGCCAAACUUGAGAAGAAGAAGAAGGAAAACAGAGAUCUCAAAGAGGAGGUGGAGGAGUUGGAGCAGAAAUUGGAGAAGGUGAAGGCUGGCGAUGACAAGAAGAAGAGGGCAGACAGCUCCAGCGGAAGUGACGAUGAAAAGGAGAAAGCCAAGAAAGUGCCGUUGAAGUUGAAAGCAUCCGCAUCCCGGAGUCGCGGCAGCCGACGGGGCACGAGCCCAGAGAGAGAAGUAGCAAAGAGGAAGCGACCCUCAAAAAGUCCAGGAGGUAAGAGCAGUGCAAGCUCAAAGGCCCGAGAGAAGGUGCGCAACAGGAGUCGCAGCCGCAGCGGCAGCAGGGACCGCAGGACCGAUGACCGUGGCCGAAGGAGGAGCCGAUCUCGGAGGUCUUCCAGCCGCCCCAGAAGCAGGAGCAGGGGCUACCGCGGAAAAGGCGAUGGCAAGGGCGAAGGUGCGCAGCUCUGCAUCCCCUACGUCCAGGGCCGGUGCCGCAGAGGUGACACAUGUCGCGACCGGCACCCCGCGGAUGAUUUGGAUUCCAUUUACGAGACGCUGCAGCGAAAGCCGUGCAGAUAUGGUGCGGACUGCAAGCGGCGGGACUGUGUAUUCAAGCACCCAGAUGAUGGCAGACGACGCGAAGACUGAGAGGGCGGAAGCAAUGGGCAAGGGCAGUCUCCGCCAAGUAUGCUUGAGUUGGCC